CUGAAAGGAGAUAAUUUUAUCGCGUUCUCUCUUCUUUCCUUUUAUAUAUUCUCUCUGGAAAUUGCUCAUUUUAUGCAAUCAAAUGAUCGGCUGAUCUUCGUUUUCCUUGUGUAAGAUUAAAGGUUUUAAUGGAAGAAGCUAUUUGCCUAGAUUUGCCACCUUUUAGACAAGUUGAAGUUCUGAGUUCUUGCAACAAUGAAUUUUGUUUUCCGAGGGAGUAGAGGAGAUAUUGAGAGCGGGUUUUCAGGAUUUAUUCAUGAACGUCCUUCCGUGCGUAUACAUGCAUCUCGACCAGUUAACUCCAAUUCACUGGCCUUCUUUGUUACAGUUCUUUUGCUAUUCAUGAUUUUAAACUCUCACCAAAUGUCUCCAAACUUUCUGCUUUGGCUAGUAGUGGGCAUCUUUUUAAUGGCUACUAGCCUUAGGAUGUAUGCAACUUGUCAGCAACUUCAAGAUCAGACUCGAGUUCACGCCGCUGCAGGUAGUGGUUUUCUUGGUCAUACUGAGUUGCGUUUGCACAUGCCACCAUCAAUAGCUUUUGCUACAAGAGGACGCUUACAAGGACUAAGUCUCCAACUUGCCCUUCUUGAUCGUGAAUUUGAUGACCUAGAUUAUGACACCCUAAGAGCAUUAGAUUCGGAUAAUACUUCCGCAAGUCAUUCGAUGAGUGAGGAAGAUAUAAAUGCUUUACCAGUGCACAAGUACAAGGUCCAUGGCUCAGACAAUACUGGAUCAUCGGUGCAAUGGACCUCAUCUUCAUCAGUACCAGUUGAGGUAUUGCAAAAGCAAGAUUCUAGGAAGGCUGAUGGGAAUAUGAAGGCUUCAGAAGAUGAACUAACUUGCUCUAUUUGCUUGGAUCAAGCGAACGAGGGGGAGCUUGUUCGGAUCUUACCAUGUUUGCAUCAGUUUCAUACCAACUGUAUUGAUCCAUGGCUGCGGCAACAAGGUACAUGUCCGGUAUGUAAGUUCAGAAUGGGGUCAGGAUGGUUGGAAAACAGGGAGAGUGAAUCAUAUGAUUCAGACAUGGUUUAACUCGACUCCGCUGGCUGUGUUAUGCAUCUCUAUAUAUAUAUAUAUAUUUACGGUAACAUUAAAAUAACAUUUUUUCCUCCUCUGGGGAUCUGACUGUAGAUCUCCAUAAGGGUAGGGUUUCAUCAUGCUUAGGCUUGUACAGUUAACUUCUCUUUGACCUUUGAUGUUUCAAUCCCCAUCUGGCAUUGCCAACUUGUAGCAGUUUUUAUGAUCUGGUACUAGUCCAACUUAUUCCAA
Molecule: messenger RNA, 1269 nt
Organism: Hibiscus syriacus
Lineage: Eukaryota; Viridiplantae; Streptophyta; Magnoliopsida; Malvales; Malvaceae
Product: E3 ubiquitin-protein ligase SDIR1-like
Exons: 9
Coding region: 196-1032 (278 amino acids)
Source: RefSeq, a predicted model, not a curated record